UUUUUAAGCAAGUGUAAACUAGACAGUAUCUCUCAUUGAAGUACAACCGGAUCGACCUACGGCUUUAGUUCCUAUCUAAGGAAAUGUGAAUAGUGUGCCCCUGUUCAAUAAUGUGCAUUCUUAGUUUUGAAGUUUAAAAAAACAUUCGACGAACGAAAAUGAGUGAUUUGGGCUAGUUAUUUUGAGGAAACUCUCGACAACUGAGGUCGUGGGUUCGACGCGUGGGCCUCGCGCCAGUCCUCGUUUACCUGUACCUCGGCUGGCGCGGAUUGAGAAGGUUUUGGCACGGAAGCUUACCAGGGGUACGUGCUCGGUCCCGCUCCGCACCUUUAUUGGGGUGUGCGCGCUGGUUGCGAGAGGUGCUCGCAUUGUUUGAGGAACCCGUAUGACGUGUGGGUAUGUCGGGGUGCACCUGAAAGGAUCAAUACAGAGCUUACCUGUCCGCUGUCCUAUUGUUUGCCUCACCCUCCUCAACAACAGAACUCUAGAGAGAGAGGGAGAGAGGGACACGCUUACAGUGGAGUUCUAUGCAACGGAAUUCAUGUGAGACAACCGUGGGAACGAAGCUCACUCGCUCUUCUCACACUUAUUGUUCCAAAUACCUCAGCGCAUCGCGCUAAGACUAUAAAACUCGACGAGGUUAAAGUAUUAACUUUUGAAAGAAGAAGCGAGUCGGGGCCUUUCGUUUUUACCUCGAUCUUUUGAUGUUAUUAUUUAUCUCAAAGCAUCACGCUCACAAUGGACGAAUGUGGUCUUUUCUUUUGAGUCUCGUGAUGUUGACGAUUUUUGGGGCAAGGUGAAUCUUUCUGGGCUUCUCCUGAUGGCCUCUUCAUCGCUUCUAAAGAAUAAUACAUCAGAGUAAAAGAAUAAAAGAACAAUACCUCGUCUGUCAUUUUAUUUUAUUUUGAGUGCUUUGUAAAACGUCGGAAAAGCUUGACAAUUAAUUUAUCAUAUACCAUCGCUCGGAAGCGAGAAAAAUAUUUACGGCAUCAACAAUACUUUUGUGAAUUCGCGUGAACAACAAUGUGUUUGGCGGUCGCCGAGAAGUCUUGAUCUUUUUCGAAGAGAAACACAACUUUUGGGAUAAUUCACUCUUCAACCUCCAAUAAAAUAAGAAAAAGAGAAAAGCGUUGUCAUUUGCUAGGCAACACACUUUUUGGAAUAUCGGAUGAAUAUCGGUAGCGAUCGAAAAGAACGAGAAGAUUGAUCUACUUUUACAAACAAAUUCGACCAGCUUUAGCUAAUAGUUUUCGAACAAAGCCAUACAGUCGUUUUUCGUUUGGAAAACACUUUUCGAAGUUCUAUGACAAGAAAAGAGAACGACAAUUGUAUAAUUUUACAAUUUUGCAAGAGGAUUCGAAAGUUAGUGGUGGAAAAUUAGCUGGAAACGGGGGCUGCCUGGAUCGUCAAGAUUGGUCGUCUGCUUCGAGUGAGAUUUAAUCGGUUUUUAGGCGCGCGCCGCGGGUCGUCCCGAGAUAAGUCGCCCACACCACUGGUAAUGACACCUUCUACUGAUGAGAUGUCGUCGUCAGAGAAACCGAGUAGAAGCCAUGAAGGACGAAAGUCUUCCAAACCUCUGAUGGAGAAGAGGAGGAGGGCGAGGAUCAAUGAUUGUUUGACAGAAUUACAGACUAUACUGGACGCCCUUAACCCAGAGAAUAACAGCACAAGACAAAACAAGCGAGAGAAAGCCGACAUUUUGGAACAAACCGUCAAACUGGUCAAGCAACUUCGACAACAUGGAAUCCGAGGCAAUCACCCACCAGACCCAAACACUCAAGUGCAAUUUAGGUCGGGGUUCAACGAGUGCAUGGCAACCGUCACCCAGUUUCUUUCGGCAAAUAAUGGCUCGCUGAAUGGGGAAGCUAAGGCCGGACUUAUGUCUCACUUAGCAAACUCCCUACAGUGCAACAAAGUGUACUCCGAACGCUUGCCCCACCCACCGCGACGACGCCCCGAAGAGGCAACCAAUGGCAUGAGCGCAUCCGCAAAGCCAACGCCAACUUCUACCCAAUCACAUGCCGGCGAUUCAAGCGAGGUCAGCUCUAUGAACGUUGUUCAUCCAAUGCCAGCUGCCACUCCUGAGGCGGCUGUGACGUCAUCUUCACCACAUUCCACAGUAUCGGUGCCAGCAGUGAGUGUACCAAACGCUAUGAAUGGCGCGUUGCCUAGUCUCACAGCCAGGCUGGAGUUCACCUCAAACGGGAGCAAUGUACAAAAUACAACUCGACUCGUGCCUAUACAUAUACCAUUCAAGGUGCAAUCGCCUGGACAGAUAAUUCUAGUCCCAUGCCAGUCGCAGAUGAUUAAUGGUAACCAGCUAACUACGCCCAUGAUCCCCGUUAUGAGUCCUCCCACCGCCACCCUGGCCUCCAGUCCGCUAUCGUCUGCCGGGAGCUCGGGCUCUGUCGCAAUAUCACCAGCGCAUCACUUCCAAUCUCCGCAAAAGCCCUCUCCCCAGCCAAUAGACACUGGAGGCCCGUCAACCUCGGGUACGAUCAUGUACGCAUCUUACCCCGCACCGGCACCACCCAGUGCCGCCGCGGCUGCUCGAGUCGCCAACCUUAUGCCCCAAGCGGCGGCGCCAUAUCCGAUCGCUUUCGUUGCCAUGGGAGACUCCUCCGAGAUGCAAAAUGAACAGUUCUACCAGAAUCUACCAAGGUUUUUGGUAAACCCACCUAAUGGCUCAGACCCAGUCUGGAGGCCGUGGUAAUCUCCGACCAUGUUAUGAUAAUGAGUAAUUAGAAAA
This is a messenger RNA of Strongylocentrotus purpuratus (purple sea urchin), 2749 nucleotides long. Its product is annotated as transcription factor HES-1. The record is from RefSeq and is a predicted model, not a curated record. Gene Ontology annotation, molecular function: protein dimerization activity; DNA-binding transcription factor activity, RNA polymerase II-specific; RNA polymerase II cis-regulatory region sequence-specific DNA binding. Lineage: Eukaryota; Metazoa; Echinodermata; Echinoidea; Camarodonta; Strongylocentrotidae. The transcript is spliced from 4 exons. The coding region runs from base 1499 to 2713 and encodes 404 amino acids. Gene Ontology annotation, biological process: anterior/posterior pattern specification; regulation of neurogenesis; regulation of transcription by RNA polymerase II. Gene Ontology annotation, cellular component: nucleus.